AUGAAAUUAAAAUCAAUUUUGCUGGCGAGUCUUUUUCCUGCCAUGACGCUGGGAAUGUUUUGGGGAGUAGCGAGAUUGAAAAAUGCUGGUGACAAUUGGAUGGAAAAGAAGGCAAAGGAUGAUCCGUUAUUUGCUAUAUUUAAGGAAAAUAAGGAACGAUUGGACGAUGGAUUACCACCGCUUCAACCAGACGAGGUGCCACAGGAUAUUCGAAAAGUGUAUCAAAAUUAUUUUGAAAAGGAGGUGCAAAGAUACGAGCGAAAUAAGUUUUCACAGGAAGAAGACUGA
This is a messenger RNA of Naegleria lovaniensis, 288 nucleotides long. RefSeq lists its product as uncharacterized. Bases 1 to 288 code for a protein of 95 amino acids. The record is from RefSeq and is a predicted model, not a curated record. Lineage: Eukaryota; Heterolobosea; Eutetramitea; Acrasida; Naegleriidae. The transcript is spliced from 2 exons.